AUGAGAAUGGAGAACCUCCCGUUUCUCAUGUUAUUGUGUGCAGCAUUAUCUUGUGCUUUCCCUGCAGCUACAAGGCAGAAAAAAGGUGGUGACAUGCAGCUCAUCCAGAAGUACCUGGAAAAUUACUAUGGCUUUAAGAAAGAUGGGGAAUCUUUCACUUGGAAAGGUAAUAGUCCAAUAACACAAAAAAUAAAAGAAAUGCAGGAAUUCUUUGGGCUUGAGGUGACAGGGAAACUGGAUUCUGGAAUUUGGGACCUGGUAGAGAAACGCCGCUGUGGAUUCCCUGACGUAGCUGGGUUCUCCACCUUUGCAGGAGAGCCUAAGUGGGCAAAACAAGUUCUGACAUACAGGAUAUUAAACUACACACCAGACCUGCAUCCAGCAGAUGUCAACGCAGCGAUCAAAAAUGCAUUAAGUGUCUGGAGCAGUGUAACCCCUCUGACAUUCAUCAAGAGGGACAGAGGUGAUGCAGACAUAGUGAUCUCCUUUGCAGCCAGAGGUCACAAUGACUUCAUCCCCUUUGAUGGCCCAGGAGGAUCUGUUGCUCAUGCCUAUGCACCUGGCAAGGACUUUGGUGGAGAUGCUCACUUUGAUGAGGAUGAAACCUGGUCCAAAAGCACAGAAGGUACAAACCUCUUUUAUGUUGCUGCCCAUGAGUUUGGUCAUUCAUUGGGACUUUUCCAUUCCAAAGACCCCAAUGCUCUGAUGUACCCAGUGUACAGGAAAUAUGACCCUUCAGUAUUCCCUCUUCAUCAGGAUGAUAUUAAAGGCAUUCAGUACCUCUAUGGACCAUCUUAUAACACUCACAAUGACCAAAUAGAAUCUACUGAGAUAAAAGACCCAAGUGAGUCAAAAGACCCUGUACUGCCAAACACCUGUGGCCCCAAUUUAACCUUUGAUGCUGUUACCACUUUCCGUGGAGAAAUCAUGUUCUUUAAAGACAAGCAUGUUUGGCGCAAGCAUCCUGCAGUCAGAACAGCUGGGGUUGAUUUAAUAUCUUCCUUUUGGCCACGGCUGCCACCUGGUGUUGAUGCUGCAUAUGAAAUUCCCGAGAAAGAUGAAACUAUCAUUUUUAAAGGGAAUGAGUUCUGGGUUGUGAGAGGAGAUACCAUGCUUCCUGGAUACCCCCAAAAACUCUACACUCUGGGCUUUUCAAAGGAGGUUACCAAAAUUGAUGCUGCUGUUUAUGAUGGAAAUGAGGGUAAAACAUAUUACUUCGUAGAGGACAAACUUUGGAGGUACGACAAAAGAAGUCAGUCUAUGCACAGGAAGCCCAAGCUGAUAAGAGAUGUGUUUCCUGGAAUUAAUGGGAAAAUCAAUGCUGUUUUUCAACAUGAAAAUUUCCUUUAUUUCUUCAUUGGAAAAAGGCAAUUUGAGUUUGACCCUGAGAAGAAGAGAGUUACACGCCUCCUGAAGACCAGCUUCUGGUUUCCAUGCUAA
Molecule: messenger RNA, 1440 nt
Organism: Dryobates pubescens (Downy woodpecker)
Lineage: Eukaryota; Metazoa; Chordata; Aves; Piciformes; Picidae
Product: stromelysin-1
Exons: 10
Coding region: 1-1440 (479 amino acids)
Biological process (GO): proteolysis; extracellular matrix organization; collagen catabolic process
Cellular component (GO): extracellular matrix
Molecular function (GO): zinc ion binding; metalloendopeptidase activity
Source: RefSeq, a predicted model, not a curated record